Messenger RNA from Vespa velutina, 3153 nucleotides. It is a transcript of the gene eIF5, whose product is annotated as eukaryotic translation initiation factor 5. Gene Ontology annotation, molecular function: GDP-dissociation inhibitor activity; translation initiation factor activity; eukaryotic initiation factor eIF2 binding. The record is from RefSeq and is a predicted model, not a curated record. Gene Ontology annotation, cellular component: cytosol. Gene Ontology annotation, biological process: formation of translation preinitiation complex; translational initiation; formation of cytoplasmic translation initiation complex. Bases 2 to 1348 code for a protein of 448 amino acids. Lineage: Eukaryota; Metazoa; Arthropoda; Insecta; Hymenoptera; Vespidae. The transcript is spliced from 3 exons.
AAUGGGGAGCGUUAACGUUAAUCGUAACGUCAGUGAUGCGUUUUAUCGUUAUAAAAUGCCCCGAAUUCAAGCCAAAGUCGAGGGUAAAGGUAAUGGCAUAAAAACCGUCGUGGUCAACAUGGUCGACGUUGCCAAAGCUAUUGGAAGACCUGCUACUUAUCCGACCAAAUACUUUGGAUGCGAACUUGGCGCGCAAACUCAAUUCGAUUUUAAAAAUGAAAGAUUCAUAGUAAACGGCUCUCAUGAUGCUACCAAACUGCAAGAUCUGUUAGACGGAUUCAUCAGAAAAUAUGUACUCUGUCCAGCUUGCGACAAUCCGGAAACCGAACUGAUGGUCAGUUCCAAAAAGGGAACCAUCUCGCAAAGAUGCAAAGCCUGCGGUCAUCACGGCUUACUCGAAAGCAAUCAUAAACUUAACACUUACAUCUUGAAAAAUCCGCCCAGUUUGAAUCCCGCGGUCCAAGGCAGCUCGCUCACUGAAGGGAAACGUGGGAAACGUUCGAAACGUACCAAUGGCGAAACCGCUGCUACUACCAAUGGUGAUCGAUCAGGAUCUCCGGAAAACGAGACCAAUUCUACGGACAUCGUGGUUGAGGUUCCGGAAAAGAUUGCUGAUAACGAACAAGACGAUGAUAAGUGGGCCGUCGAUGUAUCGGAGGAAGCGGUUAGAGCUCGUCUUCAAGAUUUGACUGAUGGGGCAAAGGGGAUGACGAUUAGCGAUGAUCUUGAUAAGACUGAAAAAGAAAGAAUGGAUAUGUUUUACAAACUAGUUAAAUGUCGUCGCGAUGCUGGACAAUUGGAUAAUCAUAAAGAAUUAAUUACAGAAGCUGAACGCUUAGAGAUCAAAACUAAAGCACCUUUAAUUCUGGCAGAAUUACUUUUCGAUCAGUCGAUCGCUUCUCAGGCCAAGAAGUACCGUGUAUUGCUACUUCGUUUUACCCAUGAUGAUAUUAAAGCGCAGAAGUAUUUGAUCAGAGGAAUCGAGCAAGUGAUAGCUCUGCACAAAGAUGCUCUGAUGCCAAAAGUUCCUGGUAUUCUGAAGCUUUUCUAUGAUGCCGAUAUAUUAGAAGAGAAAGCUUUGUUGGAAUGGUCAAGCAAAGUUAGCAAAAAAUAUGUGUCGAAAGACUUAUCCCAAGAAAUACACGAUAAAGCAGCUCCGUUUUUAACGUGGUUAAAAGAAGCUGAAGAAGAGGAAUCAGAAUCUGAUGAGGAAGACGACGAUUUAGAGAUUGAAUACGAUGAUCGUGCAAAACAGUCAUUUAAACCGCAGCAAUCACCACCUGCUUCAACGAAACCUGUUGAAAAUGAUUCUGACGAAGAGGGUGAUUUCGAUAUCGAUGCCAUUUAAAAAGGAAAAUAUGCUUUGUUGUCGGACAUGAGAGUGUGAAAAAAAAGAGUAUAUGUCUGAUAUGAAUAAUCAUUUUCUGUAGGAUACAAAGAGUCGCGAUUCAAUGCAAUGUCAGAUCCUGUAUAGAAUUUUCUUAAUUUAGGCCAAACAAACAGUUACAAUGCCAUUAUAUCUAAAGAAAUUUUAUCUAUUUUAAAGUUUAACAUUUAUCUAUAUAACAGUAAUUUCUUUUCUCUUUUUUUUUUUUUUUUUUUUAUUUAUCCUUUGAUUAUACUGAUUAUUAUGUCAUUACGUCUAAUUAUUAUUCCAUGAGAUCGGCGGGAUGCUCUUACAAUUUAAUAUAUGCAUUACUUUCAGAAUGGAAACAUUUAUAGUUUUUAAUCAUUAUUGAGAAAAAAAAAAAAAAAAGAAAAAAAAAAGAAAAAAAAGUUGGCCUGCUAAAAGCGUUCUCUAUUGUAUCGAUUUACUAUUCUGAUAAUAAUUAUUCAAAUAAAUAUCGUUUAUUGCAAUCAUCUUUCUUUAAUUGUUUCAUUUUAAUAAUCCACGUCUCCCAAGCUUAUGCACUGCAACGUCUAUAAUGUAUUAAUUAUUAUAAAUAUAAUCUUAUAAAACAAAAUAAGCUUAUUUUAAUCGAACAACUUUCACUUUUUAAAACAUAAUUAACGCUUGCAAUUGAUACUUGUAUCUAGUAUUAUUAAAUACAUCUGUUUUCAAUAAUAUCGCACUUGACAAUAUUUUCAUAUGAUUUCAAUUGGUUAAUGAAAUAACAUAAUGGCCAAUGACGACGUUACAGUUUAUCAAACUUACUAAAAAUAAUAUCGCUAGAAAUCGACGUAUCAUUUAAAUAGUUAAUUACGCUUUCACUUACUGAUUGGAGGAAUAAUAAUAAUAAUAACAAUAAUAGUCAUCGCACAAAAAUCACAUUGGAAGGAGAAUGCCGGUUAAGAAAAUAUUUCUACGUAUCAAUUUUGAUCUUUGUAUUAUGGUUUAUGUAGUGACUAAGCGCUGUGGUCGCUUAUCGUUGUUCUAGUUAUAAAUUCUUACGAUUGGCGGACAAUCGUGUUAUCCGAAAGUUCAUUCUAAAAUCUUCAAGAGACAACUUAACGUUAAUCAUUUGAUAGUGACUAAUUAACAGUGAAUUCUAAAAUAUAGUUACGUUAAUUCGUAAUGCAACUCUAUAGAACGGUGUAACUAAAUAUGUGAUCAUCAUCGUCCACGUUCGACUAUAACGAGAAACUCGCCAUCUUAGUCAAUCUUAAACCUGCGAACCGUGUCGAGUCGAAAUCUCUAUGGAACUUUUCUCUUGCGCUUUCGACCGUUUCGAUACGGUUUUCAGGUAACAAAAAAAGAAAAGAAAAGAAAGAAAAAAAAAGAAGAUACGUAGACAGUAUUAUCCUUGUGUUAAUAGCUAUUGUCUAAUAUUCACGUUGAUAUCGCGACCAGGCGAAUGGAAUUAAUUUUAUUUCUGUGUCUACGUUCGUCGUUGUGUACCACCAGUAACAAUUCUUCUUUACCGAAGAGCGAACGGAAAAAAAACUUUGGAUAAUCUAAAUCUUUAACUCGAACGUUUAACGUUCUAAAAAAAUCUCUAAGUUCAUCGAUACGUCGUUGAAAGAGAUCGAACAAAAAAAAAAAAAAAAAAAAAAAAGGAAAGAAAAAACGAUAGGAAAAGAAAAGAAAAAAAGAAAAGAAAAGAAAGAAAGAAAAAGAAAAAAGAAAACAACGAAGGGAUCGUGAUAUUCUCUACAAUAGUGGGAUGAUACAUUGAGAGUGGAGGAGGAUUCCUGCAUGGACCGUUCUCAAGA